Molecule: messenger RNA, 2151 nt
Organism: Penicillium hordei
Lineage: Eukaryota; Fungi; Ascomycota; Eurotiomycetes; Eurotiales; Aspergillaceae
Product: protein phosphatase regulator GAC1
Exons: 2
Coding region: 1-2151 (716 amino acids)
Biological process (GO): regulation of glycogen biosynthetic process
Cellular component (GO): protein phosphatase type 1 complex
Molecular function (GO): protein phosphatase 1 binding; glycogen binding
Source: RefSeq, a predicted model, not a curated record
AUGCCAUAUACUGCGCCGUUCAAGACGUUGCUCUCCGCGCAGCACAUUGAAUACUCUCGACCAACCGACGAGUCUUGUGAGCGGCCCGGUUUGGUUCGCUCCUCGUCAGAACGGGUUCAGAAUUCCCGUCCAUACUCCUCCACCUCAUACACCCGGCGUCAUCGGAGGAGUCCUUCGAACACCAAAUCGAUAGUGCAUUCUGCUCCAGAUUCACCGGCCCGGGCUCACCCCUCUAUCGAUCCACAUGCCAGUCUCCGUCAGUCCCCACCGCCGAUAAGCAAUGCUAUCAUCCCUCCCGGAGCGGUAAUCUCGCCUCCUGAGUCCGGGCCGAACUCAAGUGAUGAAGAAUCACCACACCGGAGUGGCGAGAGUGUCAAGUUUGACGAGCUGGAGGCUGCCGUUCGAUCAAUUAGACUGAGGAGGGAGAGCUCACCAGAAAGAAUGGAUCCAGCAGACCACUCAGAAAUACCAACACCGGCUCGACCCUCAUCGAGUGUGCCGUCAACCACUGACGCAAAGCCCACUCGGUCCAAGCUCCCCCACCUACCAUUGUCGAAAGAAGCUCGCAAGAUCAGUCACUCUCGAUCAUCGACCGAAACCGCCAUCAAUUUGGCUCGGGAAGAGGCGGUGACUAGCUCGCCCGACGAAAGUGAUGUGGAGAUGUCGUGCAAGCCCCCAAUGGUCCGUAAGAAGUCAGGUGAGCUUGUUCGGCCUGCUCUCCGCCCUUCUUCGUCACGGCGACGACCGUCUAGCAUGCCUGGUACUCCAGUCUAUUCUAAGGCGGUGCACUUCGACUCCCACUUAGAGCACAUCCGUCACUUCCUCCAGCUGGACAGGCCAUUGGCUGUCAGCACAGAAACAUCACCAGUUGAAAACCACGACACCAAAGGCGAGUUUCCCUUCAGCUCUGCCGACUCGCGUGGCCCGUCGUGGGAAUGGGAGAUCAAGCUCGCCAAUUGGCCUAAGGAUACCUCAUCACGAGCCACUCGUCCGGUCCGCCUCGAGCGGUUGUUCCUGUCGGCUGAUAGGAGCACUUUGAUCGGCACUGUGGCCGUGGCUAAUAUUGCUUUCCACAAGAAUGUGACCGCUCGUUUCACACUGGAUUACUGGAGGACUACCUCGGAGGUUGGAGCGGCAUACUGCCAUGAUGUUCGCCGCCAGCAAGCCGCCGAUGGGUUCGAUCGCUUUUCGUUCGAUCUCAAGCUGAAUGACCAGGCCAAUCUGGAGACCAAGACCAUGUUCAUGUGCAUCCGCUAUAACGUGGAGGGACUGGAAUAUUGGGAUAAUAAUGAUUCAGUGAACUAUCAGAUUGAUUUCCACAAAGUCCCCAAGACCCCCACGAGCAAGCCUGCAAAUGGCGGAUCUCGCCCCGCCCUUCCUCGCAGCCGAUCCUUCACCAGCUCCCAUACCAUUCGACCGCAAUCCAUGCCGCCUAACUAUGAUUUCCCCGACCUCGGCGACAAGACGUCAUUCACGAACCCUUUCAAUGGUGCAAACGGUGCGCCCUUGGCUCGCACGCCCUCGGAUGAGAUCGAUACGGUUGCGCCGCCCAAACGCCGUGAAAACUCCAACCGCCAAGCAUUUGGAAACCGGUACGACUUCGGAGCGUCGCUGUCUGCUGCUAUGCGGUCGAAGGCGCCUCUAGAUCGGACCGCUCUGACAGCCCGUGCGAGAUCCGGGGAGACCGUUGUGCCGGAUACCUCCAAACCGAGCAAGAAAACCCUCAAUCUUGAGCAGGGCCCUGGUUCUGCAGUGAGCGAUAAUUUCCGCACCGGAAGUCGUGUGGGAGAUCUAAAACCUUCCUCUUUGGUAUCUAGCAAGCCACAGCUCGAGUCUUCUGUGUAUCAGGAGUUGGUCGAUAAGUACUGCUUUUAUGGGUCUCCGCAAGGAUCGAACCUGAAGGCACACCCAUCGAUAUCGAGUGGUCGUGAAGGCGAGGCCCCAAAUCAUGCCUCUGCCUCUGCCUGUCCUUCGCCGCCUUUGUCUCCUAGGUCUCCUGCCCCUCUGGCUGCCUCUGUGGCCGAAGCACCGCGUGCUUCUGUUGGCCCGCGCGCCUCUCCACCGCCCUCGACAUCCCCCUUGGCUUUUCACUAUUCUUUCCACGGCGGCUUCAUGAAUGACCCUCACUCUCCAACGGUUAUUAGAGGGUGA